Messenger RNA from Cadophora gregata, 390 nucleotides. RefSeq lists its product as uncharacterized. The record is from RefSeq and is a predicted model, not a curated record. Bases 1 to 390 code for a protein of 129 amino acids. The transcript has a single exon. Lineage: Eukaryota; Fungi; Ascomycota; Leotiomycetes; Helotiales; Ploettnerulaceae.
AUGUCCCCAUUCAUUGCGACACUUCGCGAUAUAUUCUUCUCUGUCUUUCCAUUGGAUUUCGUCAUCUGGAUCGCGAUCGGUGAAAUAUGUCUCACCCGAAUCCUUCCAUGGUACAAACAGUCUUCCAUUACACACGCACACCACCUCACAGACACAACCACAGCACAACCAUACCACACAUUACCCACAAUCCCGUCCCAUACCCCUCCCUUUUCCUUCUACUCUCCAAUCUCACAUCAUCACACACCACUUUCAACCCUCCCACCCCUCACCCAAUCUAUCCAUCUCCCACCAUCCCUCCCCUUCCCCUUCCAAGAACCCCAUACAUACAUACAUACAUGCAUGUACAGCGGCAGGUACCUGUCAUCCACGCAUGCAUAUUCUCCAUAA